AUGCUGGACUACAAUCUCGUCAAUAAACAAUUUCGAUCAAGUGUUGAAGACGUACGAGUUCAUCGUACAGCAGCAGGCGCAAUUGGUACAGAUCAUCACCUGCUUCGAAUCAAGCUAAAAUUUCACCUAAAAAGCAGAAGAAAAACAAUCAAAAGUCAAAUACUACGUCUAGAUCCAAAGAAGCUCAAGAAUGAACAAUGCAAGUUGGCCUUUCAAGUACAACUACAUUGCCGCCCGCAACUGCAACAACAACAAACAUCUUCGUCAACAACAAUCGAUGACAAAUACAACGCUUUUGUCGAUUAUGUACAUCAAGCAAGUAAAACAACUUUCGAACUAGAUAGAACCAACAAAAAGCAGAAAGAUUGGUUAACUGAUGAAAUUCUGGAUGUUGUGGACAAAAAAUCAAAAGCAUUUCUUAAAUGGCAGAAUUCUCGUGGAACAUAUUUAGAAACAAGAUGCCGUAAUAGCUAUCGUCGACUUCGCAAUUUAACCAAGAAGAAAAUUGAUGCAAGGCAGCUUGAGUAUUGGGAUGAAAUCAGUUUGGAAAUUGAAAAUGCAAUCAAGCAGCAUGACCCAUCAACUGCAUACGCAAUGAUACGUCGUUUAAGAGGAGGUAAAGCAAAAACUGAAAAUCUACCAAUUUUAGAUAAACAUGGAGAACUUCUAACUAAUUCAAAACAAAGUUUAACUCGCUGGAAAGAGUAUUUCAAUGAUCUCCUGAAUGUACCAUCUCAUGUAGAUCCAAUAACAAUUCAACAAAUCCAUGCAGUUACAAUAACUACAACGGAACAACGACGACAAGAGCAAACACCAUCUCUGGAGGAAGUCCAACGCGCAAUAAAACAAAUGAAAAAUGGAAAAGCGCCUGGCAAUGACGGAAUCUCUGCUGAUCUUAUAAAAGCUGGUGGUCUACCAAUGGCAAAAUGGUUGCAUGAGAUUUUUGUGGACAUAUGGGAAAAUGAAACAAUAAUUGAAGAUUGGUCAACAGCAAUCCUGAUUCGUCUCUAUAAAAAUAAAGGCGAUAAGAAGGUAUGUGAUAACUAUCGUGGUAUAUCUCUCCUCGUGGUGACAAGCAAAAUCUUCUCCAGAAUUAUUCUUAAUCGUGUUCAAGACCUGCUCGAUAAACAACUACUGGAAGAACAAGCUGGCUUUAGAUCCAAUCGCUCGACAAUCGACCAAAUAUUCAUUCUCAAAAUGGUCAUGGAGAAGUCCUACAACAUCAACAAACCUCUGUCUAUGUGUUUCGUCGAUAUCAUGAAGGCCUAUGAUUCGGUAGAUCGUGAUCUCCUUUGGCAAAUUUGUCGGCACUAUGGCCUCACUGACAAAAUUGUGAGAAUGCUCAAACUACUAUACAAGGAUCCAAAAGCGCAGGUACGUGUCAACGGAGAGCUAUCUGAUCAUUUCAACAUCAACUCAGGAGUUCAACAAGGUGGUAUUCCUUCUUGCAUUCUCUUUAAUGUUUUAUUCGACUUCAUCAUUAGACAAGUCAUCGAGCAAGCCAAAAUUCUCGGUAUCAAAGGGAUCAAAUUAGCACAUGGCAGCAACGAUUUUUAUCAUCCAAACAACGAUCCAUAUGAUAAUUUAGAUAUUCUUCUUUUAAUAUAUGCUGACGAUCUAGUGGUAAUGUGCGAAAGCGGCACCGAUCUGGAAUUGUUUAUUCAAUGUUUUGAGCAAACCACCCAGAAACUUGGCUUGACAAUGAGCGUGAAAAAGACAUGUAUCAUGACGCUGAAACAAUUGGAACAAGAUCUAUUAACAAACAAGGUCACCAAAAACAAAGAAAUUCAAAAUGCUCAAUCGAAGAUAACCAUCCGAAAUGAAAUGAUUGAAAACGUAAACGACUUUCGAUAUCUCGGGUGUUAUUUUUCAAGAGAUCAAACACUUGACAAGGAACUUGAAACUCGACUAGCCAAGGCUUCAACGGCUUUCAAUAUGCUACGUCAUGUUAUAUGGUACAGAAAAAAUGUUUCUAUUCAAGCGAAACUAAGAAUUUUUCGUGCGUGUGUUCUUCCUGUGCUGCUUUACGGCAGCGAGGUGUGGUCAACAACAACAACUCAAGAACAACGUCUCAACACUUUCUAUUUCAAAUGUCUUAGGACCAUAAUCGGAGUAAAUCUAGGAGAUCGUAUGCCAAACGAACUACUUCUACAACUCACUGGACAACCACAUCUACGCGACAUUCUCAUCAGAAACCGGCUUCGUUGGUUUGGCCACGUAAACAGGAUGGAGGAUGAAAACAAGAAAUCGUCGAUGGUCAAGAAAGUUAUGUUCUCCUAUUUUCCUCAAUCAACUAAACCAAGAAAUAUGGGAACGCGGAAACGGUGGGAAGAUAAAAUCAUGGAAGAUCUUGAAAAAUUCAACAUACGUAAUUGGCGACGAGAAACAAUGGACAAAAACAAAUGGAGGGAAACAAUCAACAGAUUCGCUUACUCAAAAGAGCCUUCUCCAAACAUCACAGAAACAGUUAAAAAAUACAAGCAGAAAGCAGAUAAGCGACGAAAUAUAGGACCUCCUCCAAAGGUGACUGAAACUUUAACUAAGCAUGGAUACAGAAACACAGAUGGUACAUAUACAUGCCCAAACUCAAAGUGUACUCGAAGAACUUUCAAAGCACAAGGUAUUACAAAACAUGUGAAGGCCUGCGCAAAACAAUGGUGCACACAAAACAAAAUAGACAACUAAUAAUGGUAUGCAAACAAGAUGAAAAAGCUGAACUUCUUUACCAAGUAUUUCAUGAUGGAUAUAACCCAAACCACACUCACAAAGUAUGGAGGUCAUAUGCGGAAAACGGCACUUGGUUCUGGUGUUCUACGAUGGUCAAACAAGAAAUCACCCGAAUGAACAUUUUUCUUUUUCUUUUUCUUUCUCUUUUUCCCUUUUUCUUUUUGUGCGUUUCUUUUUAUGUAAUUUUUUUGAUCUUCACCCUAUACUAGCAUGGUAAGGGUAUAAUAAACUAAACUAUCUAUAUGGGAGACGUAUCUCCAUAGUAAUAUAUAUCAAUAAAAGAUUUUUGUAUAAUUGAGCACUUGAUUCUCAAUCUUUAACGCUAUAUUAAAAAAAAAAUCUAUACUUUCUCAAACAUCUUCUUCUUGAUACUGAUAUUUUAAGCAUCAAGUGAUACUAGCUGCGACUAUGAGAAAAUUAAAAAAAAUUUUCUUGAACUUCACGAUUAAAUAGAGAUAAGUUAAAUCAAGACUGAACGAGAACAUCUCUCAUCUUCUAGUCAAUCGCCCAUUUUUGUGUACUCAAAAAGUGAGUACACUACUAAAAUCUGUCUGUGUGUCCGUACGGCCGUCCGUCCGUCCGUAUACACGAUAACUUUCGAAAGGAGAGUCAGAUUGAGAUGAAAUUUUUUACAAAGUUCAGUCUUGACAAUAUCUCGGUCGAAUUCGAAGAUGAGAAGGAUCCGUCAAGAAAUGACUGAGUUAUCAAAAAACUUAUGAUUUUUGACCAGACGAUCCCAGAGGAGGGAUACGGGAAUUUUUCAAAAAAACGUUUUCGCUCAAAAGUAUUCACAAAAUACAUAAAUCGACUCAGUUUUCAACGGUGAUUCCGAAUCUGAUAUUAGUUUUGGACUACAUUAUAGUUUUUUUGCACUCAAAAAGUAAGUACACUAUAAAAUAGUUAGUGUGCCCGUCCGUCCGGUCGGCUGUUUACAUGAUAACUUUUGACAGCAGAGUCAGAUUAGGAUGAAACUUUCUACACAGCUUUGUCUUAACAAUAUCUCGGUCAAAUUCGAAGAUGAGAAGGAUCGGCCGAGCCCUUCUUGAGUUAUUGCAAAAUACCUCCUUGUCCCUAUGGCUUCCUAUGGGGAAAUCGACCCAUCGCUACUUUCGUAAAAGAAUUUUCCUAUCAUAGUCAAUUAAAACCCCAACUAUUAUAUACCAUUCGACAGACAAUUUCAAGAGCUACAAAAUCAUAUAUAAAACAUUAAGAAACAAGAAAGCUAAUUCAUCUGUUCGUAAGAUAAAUAAACGAAGAUCGGUUCGGUUUUAGUGCACGCUCCAAUCGAUUCCCAAUGGGAAGUCUAACUUUCUAUCGCAGAGGUAAUAAUCGAAGGUUUUCUAGUAUGGAGAACUGGAAUUAGUACUCCACUGCCCUCGAAGGCCCACUGGUUGAGCAUUGACUAAUAGAAAUCAAGUUAUAGGAAAAACGACUCAGGCUAAGUUAGAUCGUAAAGUAGAAAUCUGAGGUGUAUACGCUUAAAAUCCUACUGGAUGAGCAGUAGACAAUACAAUUGAAAGGUUUAUACAAAAGGUUUACCAGGCAAAUUUUUACAUUCAGACAUUCUAGGAUGGCCGGAUAUGGUCAUUCACUCUUUGAAGUACACAUCAUCUCGGAUAUAAAUCCGAGAUUUCCGCAUUUAUUUUUCUUACAAUUCUUUCAUGAUUGAAUAUUAGUUGAUGUUAGUUUUUGCCAGCAUCCUUUUACGAGUAGUCUAUUCCUAAUAUAUCACAGCAUAUUGACACAGUGCACUGGGUGUGGCUGUGGCUGUGGCUGUGGCUGCGGCUGAGGAUGUGGGUGUGUGCGGGUGUCAGUGUCGAUACGAAAAAGAGAUCCUCACAAAGACGCCUACACCCACAACCACACCCACGGCCACACACUCUCACCCUCACCCACAAACGCCCUCACCCACACACACCCACACCCACACCCACACCAACCCUCACCCUCCCGAUGAAUCUCCCAAGCGAAAAAAUAUGAUUGGCUGAUAGCCCACCCUCGAAAACCCCUGGUUGGCUCAUUGGCCCAAGCGAAAAACUAUGAUUGGUGGAUAGCCCACCCUCGAAAACCCCUGAUUGGCUGAUUGGUCCAAGCGAAAAAAUAUCAUUGGUGGAUACCCCACCCUCGAAAACCCCUGGUUGGCUGAUUGGCCCAAGCCAAAAAAUAUGAUUGGUCGAUAGCCCAUCCUCGAAAACCCCUGGUUGGCUGAUUGGCACAAGCCAAAAAAUAUGAUUGGUGGAUAGCCCACCCUCGAAAACCCCUGGUUGGCUGAUUGGCCCAAGCCAAAAAAUAUGAUUGGUCGAUAG
Rotaria sp. Silwood2 is the source of this 5033-nucleotide messenger RNA. The record is from the annotation of a GenBank genome assembly. NCBI's taxonomy places the organism in Eukaryota, Metazoa, Rotifera, Eurotatoria, Philodinida, Philodinidae.